UGCCUUCCCCUGCCUUUGCUUGCCCUGCCCGCUCGCAGGGAGAGCCUGGCGGAGUGCGCGGCGCGGGAGACGCUGGAGGAGGCGGCGCUGCGGCUGCGCCACGUGCGGUUCGCGUCGGCCGUGAACGCGGUGUGCGCGUCCCAGCGCUACCACUAUGUCACCGUGCUCAUGAAGGGAGAGGCCGAGCCGGGCGCCGAGCCGCGCAACCAGGAGCCCGACAAGAACGAGGGCUGGGAAUGGGUGAAAUGGGAUGAAUUUCCUCCAGCAGAUCAACUGUUCUGGGCCUUACGCUGUUUAAGAGAGCAAGGUUAUAACCCCUUUACAGAAGAACUCGAUCAUCUGAAGGGGUACACGGGAAGUCACCAAUUAGAGUGAAAAACAAAUUGUAUGUUAUGUCACAAACUAAAGGACAGACCUGCUUUUAUUUGGUGUAGAAGUAAAAAAGAUACAAAGUGCUCACCCUGCCCAUGUGAAAAUAUGUUUUCCAAAGAACAUGCCAACUGCUUCAGUGCUUUUCCCAUAUUUCACACGACAGUUUUCUCUCAUUCCAGACCCAUUUCUAGGUUUAGUAGUUAACAAUUAACAUUUACUUUUACAGAAAACUCUGUGUUUUAUCUAGUUUAUAUUGAUGAACAGCCAUUUGGAAGUCAGGACUAGCCAGGGAAGCUUACUCACUUAAAAGCAGUUGCAACAAAACUUACUUGUUUAAACCUGCUUUCCUGUAAUUAUUGGACCAAUUUUAAAACUUAGCUUUGUCUUUUAGCCGCAGUUAUGAAGCCACUGUCAUGAACAAAAGUUAUAUUUAAUAGACAAUGCCUUUUUUUCCUGCAGUCAGCAGUAUAUACUUGAAAAUCAAAAGACUUAUAAAUGAAAAUUCCCUGACCCUUCCUGCCAGUUGCUUCCAUAGCAGAGUUCUGUUUAGAGCCUCAGUUACACUGAAUUUAUCUGCAGAAAUG
Molecule: messenger RNA, 956 nt
Organism: Cyanistes caeruleus (blue tit)
Lineage: Eukaryota; Metazoa; Chordata; Aves; Passeriformes; Paridae
Source: RefSeq, a predicted model, not a curated record